This is a messenger RNA of Diachasma alloeum, 1368 nucleotides long. RefSeq lists its product as uncharacterized. The transcript is spliced from 3 exons. NCBI's taxonomy places the organism in Eukaryota, Metazoa, Arthropoda, Insecta, Hymenoptera, Braconidae. The record is from RefSeq and is a predicted model, not a curated record. Bases 202 to 585 code for a protein of 127 amino acids.
AGUGUGACCAACUCUGCCAUUUGCGCGUCGGUAGGCAGCCCGUAGUGUUACCUCUGAUUCUCCCUCGUGCACACGUACGCCGUUAACACAAGGAUUUUUUUUCAUUUUCCACCACUCAAGUGUUUCCACGGUUUAAUAAAACAAACCCGAGUGCUUCCGCAGUUAAUAUAAUCCAAUUAAAUACAAAAUCAACACUUCACAAUGGCUGAUGUCGAGACAAAGGAAACCACAGUUGCCUCUCCCGAGAAAAAAGUAGUGGAGGAGGUUGUUGAGAAGAAAGAGAAAGAAGUUAAGGAAGUGGAGGAGGUGGAUGAGGACUCAAGGGCAUCUGAGAAUGGUGAUGCCAAAGAGGUCAAAGAAAAUGGUGAGGAGAAGCCGGCCGAGGAGAAGGAGGCAGAGUCCACGGAGAAUGGUGAUUCCACAGAUGCCCCUGCUGAUGCCUGCUGCAUAAAGAGGAAAUCAACAACGGGUGUUGAGGCCAGUGCAGAUGCACCAGAUGGCGUAAGUCCCGAGAAGAAAGCUAAACUCGAGGAGAAACCAGUGGAAGCUGCCGAGAGCAACGGUGACACAGAGACCGCGGCCUAAUAUAUCAAAAAAUAAAUACUAAAACAUUAAAAAAAAAAACCAUCCCCCUACACUUUAAUGGACAUUAUCACACAUACAAGCGUGAAGUCAGAGCAUUGAAAAUAAUUAUUUCAUCGUCGACGCAUCGGAGAAAAACCGUGAAAAAUAAUAUUCAAAACAGACGUGUUUUCUUUUUUAAUAUUUUGUCUAUUCUUUUCAACAAAUGAACAAUAAAACUGUACUUAAAUGCGUGCACUCAGUCUAUGAUAAUUGAAGUUAAUAAAUAAAUGUGAAUUAUAUAAAUGCAUUGUUGCAUAGUAAUUUGAUAUAUUAUUUUUCAUUCACCCAGGCGUUUUCUUCGAUGCACAAAUUCACACACAUUUAAACCCGUUAUAUUGUUACAAAUUUGAAAUAAAAAUGAUAAAAGUUGAGUGGAUAAUUGUUUAUCCAUUGACUAUAUUUGUAAUUCGGAGAGUUGACCUUUUGAUGCGGUGCUGUGAGGGGUCCGAUUCUUAUCAAAUGCCGGAUUAGUAAUGAAAAAAAAAAAGAAAAUAUAAAUUUUAAAGAUUUAAAAAAAAGUCUACGUGCAUGGCAUUAAUGGUAAAGAUAGUUAUUUUUCUGCGAGACUAAAUACAUUCCUGUAUUACAAAAAUAACAAAAUUUGGCGAUAAAAAAUAGUUGGUGUAAUGACAGCUGUUUGAGACAUAAUAAGUUUUUUUUUUUUUCACGAAAAGAUCUUUUUCUAUUUUAUCACUUAAUCAUUAAUGGUUUGAGAAUUAUCAUUCAGUUCAAGACUGGUUAAUC